This is a messenger RNA of Fukomys damarensis (Damara mole-rat), 2453 nucleotides long. It is a transcript of the gene Slc35d1, whose product is annotated as solute carrier family 35 member D1. Gene Ontology annotation, molecular function: antiporter activity; GDP-fucose transmembrane transporter activity. Lineage: Eukaryota; Metazoa; Chordata; Mammalia; Rodentia; Bathyergidae. The record is from RefSeq and is a predicted model, not a curated record. Gene Ontology annotation, cellular component: Golgi apparatus. The annotation marks the transcript as partial. The transcript is spliced from 11 exons.
GGACCCUGUCUCAAAACAAACGGCAGGGCCAGGGAUGCAGGGCAGCGCGAAGGGCCUGGCUCCACCCCACGACUGAAGCAGAGAGGCCGCGAAUUCGCAGAGCCGCGCUCUGACUGUUCUUCUCUCCGCAGGUUUCCCUCCUCGCUGUGCGUGGGCCUCGGCCAGAUGCUGGCCACCGUGGCGGUGCUGUGGGUGGGGAAGGCGCUGAGAGUGGUCAAGUUCCCUGAUUUGGACAGAAAUAUACCUCGGAAGACGUUUCCACUACCUCUCCUGUAUUUUGGGAACCAAAUCACGGGACUUUUCAGCACAAAGAGACUGAACUUGCCAAUGUUCACAGUCCUGAGAAGGUUCUCCAUCCUGUUCACGAUGCUUGCAGAAGGCGUUUUACUCAAGAAGACUUUUUCUUGGGGUAUUAAAAUGACUGUAUUUGCAAUGAUUAUUGGCGCCUUUGUAGCUGCCAGCUCGGACCUGGCGUUUGAUCUGGAAGGAUAUGUUUUCAUUUUGAUAAAUGAUGUCCUGACGGCAGCAAAUGGUGCAUACGUAAAACAAAAAUUAGACUCGAAAGAGCUGGGAAAGUACGGCCUGCUCUAUUACAACGCGCUGUUCAUGAUUCUGCCCACGCUGGCCAUCGCGUAUUUCACGGGAGAGGCGCAGAAGGCGCUGGAGUUUGAAGGCUGGGCUGACACCCUCUUCCUUCUGCAGUUCGUCCUCUCCUGUGUGAUGGGGUUCAUCCUGAUGUAUGCCAUUGUGCUCUGCACGCAGUACAACUCUGCGCUCACAACCACGAUUGUCGGCUGCAUUAAGAAUAUAUUAAUCACUUAUAUUGGAAUGGUCUUUGGUGGAGAUUAUAUUUUCACAUGGACAAAUUUCAUUGGUUUAAAUAUCAGUGCUGUCAUCUUGGGAGCCCCACUCCAGCCGCUCAGCUCAGGAGCCUGCACGCGCCCCGUGCCUUUCUCCCUGGCCAGUGCAGCAGCAGAUGUUGGCAGAGUCGCUUCUCACGGGCAGCGACCUGUCAUCGUCUCGUGAGCCCAGCCCGCCUGGCCGAGGCUGUGGCCGUGGAUGUGCAUGUGCUGGGCUGGAUUCCCUGACCUCCCUGCCCCUGGCCAUUUCUCGGCACAGUGGACAGCCUGUGCUUUGUACACAAAGUCAGAUGUGUUCUUGUAACGCCCUUGCCCCACCGUCCUUGUGACCCCUGUGAGCCCUGUCCCUCUUCAGCCUCCAACUCCAGCCCCUGCCCCUGCUGUCAUCCCUGUGGCACUGUCUGCCGCUCUUCGAGCUGUCCCUGUGAGCUCUCGGGCUCGGCGUUUUCUCGGCCUGGAGCAGUGCACGGCCAGGAGGUUUGGUGAGAUUCUUCACACCUGUGUUUUUGCUCAGCUCUUACCUUCUCAGGUAAACCUACCUGAUCGCCACAUUGUAAAGCUCAUCCUCAACCAUGCUCUGAAUCUAUCUUGGCUUUUGUAUUUAUCUUUCCCAGAGUAUUGAAUCAUUUUCUAAUGUGCUAUAUAAUUUCUUUUCUGUGUUUACUUUUUCUUCUCUCCUGGAAGAGUAUGAGUUUCAUAAGGGUAGAAAUUUCUGCCUGUGUUAUUCACUGAUAUUUUCCAGGCUCCUAGAAUGAAUGCUGGUAGUUGCUUAAUAAAUACUUGUGCGAUGAAUUCUGUAUGGAUGGGUGAAAGAACACUUUAGAAGUGGUAAUGCGCUCCACUGGCAUCCCUUUAAUUUGUAGCCGGCUGUCUAACCGUUCCGACCUCUCGUGUCCUUGGAUGUAGAUGGUACUUGGGAGUCAGUGUGGGGACUGACUGUCCGUAGGCUGCUGGCUCACUUUGGCCCUUCCCUGGCCUGCCCCCUUUGUCCUUCAGAGGAAAGUCCUGUGUGGGUGUGGGGCUGGGGCCUGAAGGCUGGAGGCCGUCGCGGGGAGCUGUGCAGUCGGGUGUCUGGCCUUGCUUUGACUUCAGUUGAUGCUUGGGUUCUUUGUGACAUUGAGCAAAUUGUUUACUUCUCUCGGUUUCAAUUUUCUUGUGUUGACAUGAAAACAAUUUUCACUUUAGAGAUGUCUAAGGGUUGCCAGGCACCUGUCCACAGCUUUCUGUUUCCUCUUUCAUGAAUGUUUGGGAGGAAGGACUGGGAUGUCUGGAGUGACGUGGCGAUUCUCCUCUGGCUCUGAGUGUGGCCUGGUGCCAUUCAUUUCCGACACUGGGGAUACAAAUACAGACCUGACCCAGAGGUGACGUACAAAACCGGCACACGUCAUGGUCUGAUAAACUGAGAAGGAAAUGUAUUGGCAAGAACAAAGUGUGUGUGAACAAACUUCACCAAGGAAGUGGAAACUCUAAUAUAACGAAAAUAUAAAAUAAAAUAAAUAAGGAAGAUCCAAAUAAAUAGGACAACAACCCAUCCUCCUGGGUUCAAGACUCAGUACUGCUCAUGUUAAGUUGUCCAUAUCCACACCACCCAAA